AUGCCUUCCGGAGGUGCAGCAGGACAGCGAGCUUCUCGGUCUCGUUCUGCUGCUGCUGGUACAGCAGCAGCAAGACGGACCAGCAAGAAGCGCACACCAUCAGCAGCAGCAGCAGCAGCAGCAGCAGGGUCAAAAGCAGCAGAAGCAGCAACAGCAGGGGAUCUGCUGCUGAGGCCCCUCGAUGAGGAGGUUGGGGAGCAUCUGUGGGGCCCCCACAGAUACCCCUUUGGCUGCUGCCCAUGGAGCCUGUUGGAGGGGCCCCAGGGAGCCCCUAACCGUACACCUAGCGCCACAAGGAAGUCUAGAAGCAGCAGCAGCAGCAACAGCAGCAGCAGCAGCAGAAGUGGCCAUGAGGGUUUAUACGUGUUACAGGUGUGCUCAUUGACGCCUGCAGUGUUGGACUGCCUGCAGCAGCAGCUGCAGCAGCAGCAGCAGCAACAACACGGAGAGGAUGAAGAGGAGGAGGAGGAGCAGCAGAGUAUAAUAUUUCCUGCUGCAGCAGCAAGUGCGGUGUACGUACACCCCGCAUCCUUAAAGACUCAUUUGCUGCGGGCUGAGAGGCCCCUACCCUAUUUAGACGUAUUAGUGGUUGGGGCCCCCUUUCGUGAGGGCCCCCGUGGGGCCCCUGAGCAGCAGCAGCUAGCAGCAGCAAUUCAGGGGGCCCCCCACCUCUGUGCCCUUGUUAUAAGAGGGGACAUAAGAUGGUUAUUGUCUUUGUCCUCUGCAUGCACAAAGAGCAAAAGCCUUACUCGUAUAAUUCUUGAGGAUAUGCAUGCAAAGGAGGGGCCAGCAGCAGCAGCCUUAUUAGCUGCUCAUAACAGCAGCAGCAGCAGCAACAACAACAAUAACAAUAAUAGCAGCAGCAGCAGCAAGGUGUUAUUGGGGGCUUUAAUUGGGGUGUAUAUACGCACUGUUGCUGCUAUGCCUAAGGGCUCAGGUGUAUGCAUGCGCCAUUGCCGUUUGGGGCUGGCAGGACUGCAGCAGCUGCUGCUGCUGCUGCAGAAGCAUCCCUCUUUGCUGCGGCGUAUAACAGAGAUAGAUAUUUCCUUUAAUGAUAUACCCGAGGAGGGGGGCCCCCUACUUGCUGAUUUCCUUACUAAGGGUGGGGGCCCCCCGCUGCUGCAGCAGCUAAGGAUUGGGGGGAACCCUUGGGGGCCCCGGGCCCUUGAGGGCCGUCUUAAGCAGCUGGGGGGCCCUCUUAAGGAGCUCUCACUGCAUGCAGCACAAGGUGUGGGGCCCCCGCCCCUUCAGGGAGGGGGGCCCCCUGACCUGCAAUCCCUUUGGUUAGGGGCCUCCGAUGUAUCUUUUAGGGUACUGAGGAGGCUGCUGCUGCAGCAAGCAGCAAGGGGGCCCCUGCUGCACCUUGAUCUCUCUUGCUGCGGGGAGAGUCUUAGCGAAGAUGAUGUUGCUGCGCUGCUGGAGGCCCUCUAUGGAUCUACCAGCAAAAUCAGCAACAGCAGCAGCAGCAGCAGCAGCAGCAGCAAGCGCAGCACGAGGAGCAGCGGGACGCAAGGGGCUGCAGACGGGAAGGGACACGGGGCCCCGCUAAGGAGUCUUAACUUAGCAGGAAAUAACCUGGGGGCCCCUGUCUUGCAUGCAAUAGGGGGGGCCCUGGGGGCCCCAGGCUGUGCCCUUAAGUCCUUAGAUCUGAGUAAUAACCCUUGCGGUGUACAGACACCUGAGGAAGAAGAAGAAGAGGGACCCUCUCCUCUACAGCCUCUUGCCAGUGCCUUGCAGGGUGCUGGAGGGAAGGGCGUGUGUCCCUUGGAGUGUCUCUUCUUGAAGGACUGCAGCAUAACAGCAGCAGAUUUGCUGCUUGUUGCUGCUGCGCUGCAGCAGAAUGGUGGGCAGCUAAAGGUAUUGGAUCUAAGAGACAAUCCAGCAGCAGCAGAUGCAGAAGCAGCAGCAGAUGCAGAUGCAGCAGCAGCAGCAGAUGAAGGUUCGGAGGACCCAGCUGCUGUUGCUGCUGCACUUGUUGCUGCUGCAUCCGAAGCGCAGGUGCUGCUGCUGCUUGGCAGCGACUCUGCUGCUGCUGCAGAAACAGCAGCAGCAGGAGGAGCACAGCAGCAGCAUGCUUCAAGAAGGACAACUGCAGCAGCAGCAGCAGCAACACGGAGGUCACGACAGAAGGAGGCACGAAGCAAGCGUGUCCGCAGCAGCAGCACCAGUGGUGGCAGCUGCACCCCCAGCAGCAGCAGCAGCAGCGAGGAAGCAAGCGAGUUCGAGGAAGAUGCUUCUGUCUCCUCAUCAGGAGACAGUGUCUCCCGCCGUCGUAGGGGCCCCCCCCGUACCCGUAAGGGUACUACAAGCCGCCUACGGGCCUCGCAGGAGGCCCCUGUCUCUGCAGCAGCAGCAACGAGAAAAGCCGCCGCAGCAGCAGCAGCAGAUAAGGGUCUGCUGCAGGAGUGUAUACCUCCUACAAGGAAGAGUCUCCGCUAUAGGGGGGGAGAGGGCCCCAAGACAGUAGGGGGGCCCCCCAGGUCCUUAAAGGGGCCCCCCCGUAGCCCUGCAGAGGAGAUAAGUCUUGGUAGUGGUAAUACCUCCUUGCUGUCUGAUGUAACAGACAGCCAAGACAGCGACACAGGCAGCAGCAGCAGCAACAGCAGCAGCAACAGCAGCAGCAGCAGCUAUCGUGAGGCAGGAGGAGCUAGCAGGACACCAUCAGAGAGAGCAGCACAUUCUCGUGACCCUAAGCGUAACAGCAGCAGCAGCAGGAACAGUACAAGCCGUCGCAGCAGCAGCAACAGCAGCAGCAGCAGCAGAAAUGGUAGUGAGGAUAACGCUGCUGCUGCUGCUGCUGCAGAUGAAGAAGAAGAAGAAGAAGAGGAGACAGGAGACACCUCAGGAGACACCACAGAGGACACAAGCGACUCCGACUACGAGGCAUCAGAGCCUAGUGGGGCCUCCAGUGCAGACACAACAGCAGCAGGGGGGGGCCCCCAAAGGGGUGCUGCCGCUGCUAGCAGCAAGAGGCCCCUAAGACUCCUUAGAGGGGGCAGGGGCCCGAAGAGGAAAACAGUAGGGGGGGCCCCUGAUGACUCCUCUUCUGAUGGUGAAUUUAAAUUACCCGCUAAGAGGGAGGGGGGCCCCAUUAGGGGCCCCCAACCCGCUUAUAAGAAACGCCAAGGUGCUGCUGCUGGGGGCCCCAAAGAAAUCAAGGGAGACACAGAGGAGGAUGCAGCAGCAGCAGGAGCUGCUGCUGCUGCUCCUGCAGAAGGGGCAGCAACUACCGCAACGCCAGCAGCAGCAGCAGCAGCAGGGGCAAAGACACCACCACCGCAGCUGCAGGUUGAAAAGCCAGCACAACCACCACCAGCAGCAGCUGCUGCACAGGGGCCCCCCAAAGGGUCUCCUGGACUCCUGGGGGCCCCUGGGGCCCCCGUGUCUGUGGUGGCGGAGGCAGGAAGGAUAGGGGGACCCAGAGACAAACGUGGGGCCCCCAUUCGAGGUGCGACCCCUGACACAUCAGGGGCCCCCCUACCCGUCUGCCGCUCUGUACGGUCAGCGGGCCCCCCCAUUGCUGUGUCCUUUGCGGUAGGGGGGGGCCCCUUCCUCUCUUAUAGAGGAAUGAAGGGAGGGGACGCAGGGCCCUCAGCAGUACCCUUGCCGAGGCUGCCAACAGACCCAGAGGAGUGUCAGCAAUUAAAAAAGGCUGUAGAGGACUUGGGUUCGUUGUUUUUGCGUUAUUUUAUACCUAAGGAGACACACCAUUUUGUUGGUAAAUCUCCUUGGGGGCCCCUGUUGCGGGGGCCCCCCCAAGCAAUAUUAUUAGGUCUAAAGUUGCUGUUUUUAUCACGUUUCUUGGAGGUAACAAUGGUAGAGUUGUCUCUGCUGCAGCAGCUAAGGGACAGCAGCAGCACGCCGCCGCUGCUGCGGUUGCUGCUGUCCUUGCUGCUAGAGGAGCUCCCCCGCUGCAGUCUUACUUAUAAGUAUAGAGCAACGGGGUCCCUAGAGCCUACCGAUCUCCUGUGUCUCCCUGGUCUGCUGCUGUAUGAUGGGGGCCCCUCGUCCCCUGCUGUAUCUGCAGCAGAGUUCAGGGUCCUAUGGGAAAGGAGGCACUGCAGCAGCAGCAUCAGCAGAACCAGCAGCAGGGGUGCAGCAGCAGCAGCAGCUGCUGCUGCUAUGGCACACGCAAAAACAGCUAGUGGGGCCCUCAAGGGGCCCCCGAGCUCCGUCUUUGAUUUGCUGCCGAUAACGAGGAGCAAUUCCUUGGAUGGGAGUACCCCUCAACCAACAGCAGCAGCAGCAGCAGCAGCAGCAGCAGCAGCAGCAGCAGAAGCAGCAGCAGCUCCAAGCUCCCUGUUCUCUACACCGCAACGAGACGUACCAAGGGGUUCGUCCGCGCAGAAGCAGCAGCAAAAGGACAUGGGGGCCCCAUCGGGGGCCCACCAGUUUGCUGCUCCUGCCCCAUUAAGCAGAAUGAAGAGGCCCCCACCAGGGUUUGGUGGGGGGCCUCCACCGCAGGGGCCCCCUGUAAGUGGGUCUGCUGUGGACACUGAUGGGGCUCAGGCAGGAGCAGGAGCAGGAGCAGCAGCAACAGGGGUUAUAAGAUCAGAUAGAGACGGGGAGGGUAGUGACAUAUUAAGUCCUUGUGGUGUAUCUCCUCAUGAAUUAAGAUCAGGUUCUUCCUGUACAGGUUCGUGCAUGCAGCAGCAGCAGCAGCAGCAGAAGCAGCAGAGGCAGCAGCAGCUAGUGUAUGCAUGGGAAGACCCUGAGUGGCUCCUUAAUAUUGACUCCGUCUUACAAGAAUUAGGGGUCGAGUUGGGGCCCUGCAGCAGCAGGGGCCCCCAUGGGGGCCCCUGUACCUGUCGUGAAGUCCUAGUAGUGGAUGUACAGACAGAUGGGGGUCUAAGGAGAAGGGUAUCCGAGGCACAGCAAAUGGUUGGUUGUACCCCAUUGGGGGGCCCCCGGGGGGCCCCCCCUGCCUCCCGUCAACGACGUCGUGUUGAGGCCCUAAGGAGGUUUGUAUUAAAAGUUAUUAGGGCCCCCGCAAACCCUUCUGAGGGUUUAGAGGUUAAUAGAAUAGCAGAGACUUAUGGAGGGUUUGUCCCUCUUGGAUCCGUGAAAUUCGGUAGUAGUAGACACAGAGCGCUACUCUUCAAGGUCCUCUGCGACUCCGUGGGGAUACCAUGCAGGCUCCUUAGGGGCCCUCCUGGGCCCCCUGGGGCCCCCGAGUUCGUCUACAAUAUCGUGUUGAUAGGCUCAGGCCAAGAGGCUGAGCUGGAGCACUUGAUGCCGAUUCUAUGGGGGGAUUCUCCUGAAUCGAUGGAGGGUGGGGGGGCCCCUGGGACCCCUACAGGAGGAGCAUUGGGGGCCCCUGAGGGGGCCCCUGAAGGGCAGUCCGAUACUCCUUCCUCCUUUUUACAACUAAACCCUCCUCAGCUGGGGGCCCCCCGUUGCCGCGGCAGCCCUUGCUGCGGUGUUUGUCUUCCUCGUAAACCCUGUGGUUCUUCUAAGUGCAUAUACUUGGCAGCGCAGCAGGAGGAGGAGAAGGGGCAGCAGCAGCAGCAGGAGCAGCAGCAGCAGCGACAGCAACAACUCGCAGCAGAAAGAGAUCUGGAUCGCUUCCUGCUGCAGGCAAGUGGUUGGCCAGGGUGUACAAGUGGUGGGGUUGCUCCUGAUCAAUUAGACCUUGAUUAUUAUUUUACUUUUCAUGAUAAACUUGGCAAAGGAAACUUUGGGGAGGUUUGGAGGGUUUCUCUCAAGCCCCAUGCAUUGCAUGCACCAGCCCCUCACCAGACACGAAACAGCAGCAGCAGCAGCAGCAACAGCAGCAGCAGCAACAGCAAUGGCAAUAGCAAUAACAGCAACAGCAAUAGCAGCAGUAGCAGCAAAGAUGGAGAUGAUAACGUCAUGCAACAACAUCUUCCACAAUACGCACUUAAACUCGUCCCAAGAAUAGAAGAAAAUGUACCAGAGGCAGAAAUAAUGCGGUCUUAUACACAUCCAUGUAUUGUUCCUUUUCUUGGAGUCUUUGAAGGAUUUCAAAUGUUAGAGGAUCGAACAAAAAGGAAAAAUAAACAUUCUUCUCUUUGCUUCCUUAUGCAUAUUGCUGAUGAAUCCUUAGAGAAUUUAUUAAAUAGACAUGAGGCUGAGGGUUUACUGCUAUCUGUUGAUUUUAUUUUGGGGGUUUUGUUGGACUCUGCAAGAGCGAUGCAAUUUCUUCAUUCCCCUCGUGCAGCUAAACCCCAUUUAUUGCAUAGGGACCUAAAACCUGCUAAUAUACUUAUCAAGGAUGGGAGAGCGCUGGUAACAGACUUUGGGGUUGCAAGGGUUGCUGAGCAUCGCUACUUUGAGCAUGAAAUGACUCAGGGACCAGGAACCGAGGACCCAUUUUUAGUAAACUUGGCACUCGCGUGCUUGGAGACCGACCCGCGGAUGCGCCCCACUUUCGAGCAAAUCGUCAACCGUAUAGUAGACGAACUCUUCAGGGUAGAGACCGAGAGGGUAUUAAGGACGAACUACAGGGACGUCCUCCCGCUGCAGCAGCGGGACCUUUGCUGCUGCUGCUACCAGCAGCAGAUCUAUCAGAUAGAGCAGCAGCAGCAGCAGCAAAUGCAGCAGCAAAUGCAGCAACAGCAAGCAUGUGGGGCCCCACCAUGUCCUGAAGACGCCUUAGCCUCUCCAGGCAUCCUACCAGCAGCCCCUGCCUGGUCGUACAGGGGAGGGGCCGCGGGGGCCCCCGGGGGCCCCGUACCCCCACUCUCUCUCUCAUUAAGUGCAUGCAGCUCGCCGCGGCAUGCACCGGUGGGGCCCCCUUCAGAGGACCUUGAAGGGGGGCCCCUCCUAGACUCUCCGGGGGUCGUGGGGGAGCCGCUGCUAGGGACAGCAGCAGCAAACGCAGCAGCAGCAGGAGCAGCAAAUGCAGCAGGAGCUUCUGCUUCUGUUGGAGGUGCUGUCAACUUUCCGGUAUCAGACCCUGAUGGGGCCCCUGGGGGGCCCCAUCAUGGGGGCCCCACUAGAGCCGCGGGGGUUCCUAGGAAGUCAGGGCCCCCCAGUAUAUUAGCAGCAGCAGCAGGAGAGGCUGAUGCAGAUGGUGGGGGUGCUGCCGUUUCUCCUAUCGCCACGCGAUCGUCCCCAAGGAGGAGCCUAAGAGGGCCCCAGCUGGGGCCUACUGGUGCAGGUGAUUCGGAAGAGGGUACUGAUGAAGGUGCCGGCAAAGGCCAUCAGAGCCACUCGCCCAUAAGAGGCCGCAAUGGGACCCGCCGCACGAAGCCUCCUACUAGCAGCAGCAGCAGCAGCAGCAGCAGUAGCAGCAGCAGCAGCAGCAGCAGCAGUAGCAGCUACAGAGCAGAGAGCAGCAGCGGGAGUUCAUACAGCGAUAGAGGCAAGAGAAACAAAACAUGCAGACAGAGUCCCCACACAAGAAGGGGGGCCCCCCUCAGUCCCCGUAAACUGGUAGAUAAAGGUACAGGGGCCCCUCCUAAAGGGGGAGGGGGGCCUCCCAAGUCUGGGGGAGGCACAAGAGCUGCAAGCAGCAGACACCGCACUGUACAGACAUCUGCUGCUGCAGCAACAAGGCACCCAGAGAAAGGGGUCCCCACUUAA
Molecule: messenger RNA, 7548 nt
Organism: Eimeria maxima
Lineage: Eukaryota; Apicomplexa; Conoidasida; Eucoccidiorida; Eimeriidae
Product: Tyrosine kinase-like (TKL) protein, putative
Exons: 11
Coding region: 1-7548 (2515 amino acids)
Biological process (GO): protein phosphorylation
Molecular function (GO): ATP binding; protein kinase activity
Source: RefSeq, a predicted model, not a curated record